UCGCUUUUACGUGUUAUUCGGUCGAACUGUAAUUCCAAAAGACAAAAAAUCAGAAGAAUUUUCAUAGAGAAAUAGUAUGCGAAAUUACAAAUUGUCUAUCAGUCGGCUGGAUGAAAUGUCACAGAAAAAUUGAAAUUUGGAGACUGGACCUAAGGCGAUGAGUAAUAGACAGGUUUUCCCUUAAAAGUGGAAGCUCAUUGGCAGAAAUCGGUUUACUGUAAGUGUCAGGUAUAAGUGUCAGGAGAGAUAUCCCCACUACUGUAAAUAGGGGUAGUUGAAGCAAGCGAAAACAUAAAUACCAAAUUAGAGCUUAGAUAAAACUUCAUUUAACAAGUAUCUGUCUUGAGAGUAAGAUUAGUGCGAAGUAUCGUACUUGUGUUUUGGAACAUAUCGGUUUUUAAAACGAACCUGUGCGAGAAAUAGUUGUUACCAUGGCGACGGCAAGAACUGAAAAUGUUAGCAACAUCGAUUAUGAGCUCUUAGCACUCUUCGACGAUCCCGUUGCGUUGUCGCAGCUGGAGAAUAUUCUACUUAAUUCAGAAUUGUACAACAUGUACGAAAUAGAUCAAAUUCAAAUAGUGCCGCCAAUAGAAAAUAACGUGGAAAUCAGAAAGGAUAACGAAUGUCAGGAUAAUGGAACAAACACCACACCCAACGAGGAGGCAAAAAAACAUGUUUUCGCAGUACCUAUAGUAUACAACUGCAUGUACUGUGAAAGAAGAUUCUUCAACCAAACAGCGCUUCGUAGACAUCAGCUGAAUCAUGCGAAAGACCUACUGCGUUGUAACCACUGUGGAUUUCGAUCAUACAGUUUUGGAUUUCUUCGUCGCCAUCAUACAUACUACCAUCACACCCAAUGCAGUCAAUAUGUUAGAAGAAUGCCAAUGAAGGAAUAAUGUUCAGUUAUUUAGAACUUCAAUUAAUAGAUCUCUCUAUACAUCAUUCAUACAUUUUAACAUUUUCAUCAAAGUUAUACUAAAUAUUUUAGUAUUAAUCAUUGUUUCUAUCUCAUUACUUUUAUUAUUACUUUGU
Bombus terrestris (buff-tailed bumblebee) is the source of this 1032-nucleotide messenger RNA. RefSeq lists its product as uncharacterized. The transcript is spliced from 2 exons. Bases 432 to 896 code for a protein of 154 amino acids. NCBI's taxonomy places the organism in Eukaryota, Metazoa, Arthropoda, Insecta, Hymenoptera, Apidae. The record is from RefSeq and is a predicted model, not a curated record.